Molecule: messenger RNA, 1374 nt
Organism: Anthostomella pinea
Lineage: Eukaryota; Fungi; Ascomycota; Sordariomycetes; Xylariales; Xylariaceae
Source: the annotation of a GenBank genome assembly
AUGUCGUCCACAACGCUGUCGGCAGAUCAGAUCAAUUCUAUCAACAUUAUAGAGCGGGUUGGCUCCGUGUUCUCGCUCCUAGGAUGCGUUUUCAUCAUCGUCACCUUCUCUUGUUCCAAUGCUUUCCACAAGCCCAUCAACCGACUCGUCUUCUACGCGUCGUUUGGUAAUAUGAUGACGAAUGUCGGAACUCUCAUGGCGACGCAAUAUACACACCAAGUCAAUUCGUUCGGCUGCCAGUUUCAGGCGUUUUUAAUUCAAAUGUUUCUGCCAGCUGAUGCGUUCUGGACGUUGGCGAUGGCAGUCAACGUGUAUCUGACAUUCUACUUCAAGUUUGACGCCACUAAACUUCGCAAGAUGGAGAUCUGGUAUCUCAUAAUAUGCUACGGCGUACCAUUCGUGCCCGCACUCACCUUUAUUUUCCUAAGCAAGCCAGAGGCGGGGAGGAUGUACGGCGAUGCGACUCUGUGGUGCUGGGUUUCCUCAGGAUGGGACAUCUUCCGCAUCGCGACCUUCUACGGGCCAGUCUGGGUGGUGAUUCUCAUCACCUUUUUCAUCUAUAUCCGGGCAGGCCGAGAGAUAUAUAGGAAGCGCAGACAGCUACACAAGUUUGGUGGCAGCAGCAGCGCUCAUGAUCCGGAAGCGAUGACCGGAGACGACCUAUAUUCAGUGAAGACCACCGAAAUCAGUGUCACCACCGAAUCUGCUGAUGUGGCACAAGAAGAACAAGGCAUUGAUUUGCGACCCCUGGGCCGGAGCGCUUCUGUGUCUGGCCCUGAACCGACGAAGAACCCUGCGUACUCAGUAACGAUAUCGUCCAACGCCAAAGGCGACCGCCGAUCGCAAAUUGCUCCUGUCAGCUCCAGCCCUAGCAACAACAAUGACAAUAACGCAGACAUCCAGCCACCACCGACGGCUCGAGGUCGACCCAGAACGAAGCGAAGAAAUUUCGAAGCGAACAACGCCGCCUGGUCAUACACGAAAUGUGCCAUUCUAUUCUUUACUGCCCUUCUCGUCACCUGGAUCCCGUCCUCUGCGAACCGAGUGUACAGUGUAAUCCACGUAGGCGACACCUCAAUCCCCCUAGAGUACAUGAGUGCGCUGGUACUUCCGCUCCAGGGGUUUUGGAACGCGCUCAUCUACAUGGUCACGUCGUGGACCGCCGUCAAGUUGUUCUUCUCGGAUAUCGGACGUCGUGCACAGAAGCGUCCGGCCUCGUCGCAUUACCCUAGCGAUUUCCACGACAAGCGCAACUUCACGUUCAGACUCUCCAACCGGAAUCCGCAUAAGCACUUGGAGAGCGAGAGCAUGACGGAGCUCGCCAAUAGCACAAGACCGAGUUCAAACGAAGAGCCGAAGGGGGAUGCUUCAUGA